GAAAAACGCUAAGGUGAAGCUGAGCCCUCCAUCAGUUUCGGGAAGAGUGAAGGAACACUUUUAAAGCGACCAGACUGACUGCACGAGUGACUGGCUAACAUCGACGCCGCAAGAUCGAGGUCAUGUAGCGUCGCCCAGGGAGCAGAAGACAGGAGUUUUCUUAAAGCAACCACAUCAAACAGAACGAAAGAGUAAGAGGAGAAAAAACUGAUUCCUGUCAUUCACACACAAAACCAGACUGAAGUAUUGAGUUUAGACAUAACAGACAGAACAGUGUGGUAACUAAGAACUAGCAUACGAGUGUUGCUGAGAACUGUACAAGGAUGGCCCGUAGCAGAAGGUUUACUGAACGGGCUUACCCACCCUGAGAAACCACAUUGCCACUACCAACACCUCUGCUACUGCUAUCUCACCACAGCUACUUGAGACGUAACUUCUCCUUCACAUCCACCAUCACCACCACCACCACCACCACCACCUCAGGCAGCAAUGGAUCCCGGCAAGAUCUUUCAAAUCAUCACCAACAGUACGCUCUUAGCCACUCGCCUCCUCCCCGGCGGCAGCGCAUCUCCCCUGCACUUCUCCUCGUCCCGAUAUUGUGCCACGCUGCCGGAGGACCUCACGCUGGGGGCCGCUGUGCUCACCGUGGCAGCCUCGCACGACCACGGAGCGGAGGUGAGGUACAGCAUCGCAGCUGGCAACAGUGACGGCCUCUUCAGCAUGGACGAGCGCUCGGGAACUCUCAGCCUGGCAGCCUCUCUGGACUACGAGCUAAGCCGCAGGCACGAGCUGGUGGUGGCUGCCGAAGGUGUGAACGCGGCAGCUCGUGCCCUGAUAAUGGUUCAGGUGACAGACGUGAACGACAACCCACCGGUAUUCCUGCAGCCAGAGCAGCGCCUUACAGUUGUCGAGGAGGACGAUAGAGAUCUCCCAGCCACCAUUACUAGGGUUGAGGCAGUGGACGUGGACGAGAGGGAUGCAGGGCGGUUGGUAUAUCGAGUGAGCGGUGACGGGGUGGAACGGGGAGAGGGUGAGGAGGAAGAGGAGGGAGCCUUUUUCACCAUCAACGCUCGCACCGGAGACCUGAUCCAGCUGCGGGCGCUGGACAGAGACCCACCUUACGGGAUGAGCAUAUGGAGGCUGCGAGUGGAGGUGCGUGACGGGAAGUGGCAGGAUGAGAGUCAAGAAGGAAUACCCGACCUCUCCCAUGACUACACUGGCGCUUCAACUCCCAGGCAGGUAAGCUGGGGCCACCGGAACCCAGACCAAGGCCCCGACCACACCAAGAGGACAGCGGCAGCUCUUCACCUGUCAGACAGUAGGUGUACCGGCGGGAGGUGCGUCAGUAACAAGAGAAAGCGUGACAUGUCUCAACAGGGCAUCAGUAACAGGAAGACUCGAGUGGUUGCAGCUCCGGACGACAAAGACAUUCACCAUCAGCAGGGCAGCACACGAGCUUUUUGGAAACGUUCUCGUGUUGAUAGCGAGUGGUUGGUGACAAACAGUGAGGCAGUGAGGGAGGAAGGCUUCGGUCUGCCUGGUGAGGGGAAACAAAGCCUUACGCUGUGUUCGUCACCUUGUCAACACAAUAACACUUCCACCCAUCUCGACACUGGAGAUUCUGGCAGCACGACAACCUUUAUAAGCGGCGGCGAUCCGAUCACAUUAGUCUCAGCUCCAGAGAAACCUCACAGGAUACACUCAGACCCUUCAGGACACGGUGUCGGAUUGAGAGAGCGUCGUGAUGUCUCCAGUCCUUCUUCGAACAGUCAACAAGACGACGGAGGCUGCAGCGUGAUGGGCACGUCCCUCCGCGAGAUCUCAGCUGGCGAUGGGGAGGGUAAGGUGCACGUGGCGGAGACGGUGGUGACGGUGGUGGUCAAGGACAUCAAUGACAACGCUCCUGUCUUCCCAAACGCCACCAUGCUGGGCCAGGUGCAGGAGAACGUCCCAGCUGGCUCGGCGGUGGUAGUGGUGUCGGCGUGGGACGCAGAUGACGCCACGGACGGCAGCAACGCGCGGCUCACCUACGCCAUCGAGAAGAACGUGGUGGACGAGGCCUCAGGCGCCGCUAUCUUCAGCGUGGAGCCUGACACGGGCCUGGUGCGGACGGAGCGCUGCUGUCUCGACCGCGAGGCUACUCCCGAGUACCGCUUGCAGGUGGUGGCCGCUGACGGAGGAGGACUCAAGGGCACAGGCACGGUGGUGGUGCGCGUGGUGGACCAGAAUGACAACCCGCCUCGCCUCGCCCGCCGCAGCUGGGAGGUGGAGGUGCAGGAAACCCCUCGCGCUGCACCGCUCGCUAACACCACCCUGCUGGAGCUGACCGCAGCUGACAAGGACGCUUCCGCGACGCUCCACUACAGGGUGGAGCCACGCAGCGGCCUUGGCUGGGAUAUGUUCGGUGUGCGGUCCUCGGGUUCUUCUGGUCAGUUGUUCGCCCUCAGGAGCCUCGACUACGAGCAAGAGAGUCACCGCCGAGGUUUUAAGUUCCGGGUGCAAGUGACAGACCAGGGUCCACUCGGCUGGGAGGACUUGAGCCACGUGGACUCUGCCUGGGUCACAGUGCGCGUGAAGGACGUGAAUGAUAACCCUCCGCUUUUCUCCCACCCACACGCCCACGUCAGUGUGAGAGAGGACGCCGUCCGCGGCACGCUGCUGGCAACACUGCCUGCCCAUGACCCUGACGCAGGCGGGCAGCAGAGUGUGCAAUACAGUUUGGAAGGAGGUUGGGAUGCUCUGGACGUGGAUGCUUACGGCAAUGUAACGUUGCGGCGGCAGCUGGACCGCGAGGCUCCGGGAGGCGACGUUAGCGAGGCCUUGAUCGUGGCGGUGGACGGCGGCCACCCGCCACGCUCGGCCACAGCCACGCUCACCAUCUCUGUGGAGGACGUUAACGACUGUCCACCAGCGAUCCUGCCACCCACACUCCUACACGUGACGGAGGGCAGCCCACCUUCUCUCCUGGGUGUCCUCAAGGCGACAGAUCCUGACGUGUGGGCGCUGGGGCACGGCCCGCCCUUCACAGUCUCCCUGGCACCCACAAACCCUUCCCACAUCCUGUCUCUCAUCAAUCUUAAGUUUGACCCUCGCCUGGACAGCGGGCGCGGCGGAGCGGAGCUGUGGACGGCAGGCGCUGUGGACAGGGAGCAACACCGUCAGCUGAGUGUGGCGGUGCAGGUGUCUGACGCUCAGGGCCUGUCCGCCACCCACCACCUCACCGUGUUGGUGGACGACCUCAACGACAACCCCAUGAAGCCCGCAACCAAGGCCGUCUACCUGUGGAAGACCCAGGGAGGAGGAUCUGACGCUCCACUUGGCCGAGUGUUUGUCGAGGAUCCUGACGAUUGGGACCUGGAAGACAAGGAGUUCGAGUGGGCGGGUCCUCCACAUCCACUCUUCACCCUCCAGCCUCAUGACGGGACCAUCAUGGCCUCUAGCAGUCUCCGGGAGGGCAGGUACGAGCUGCAGUUCUCUGUCAGUGACAGGGCGUGGCAGCAACGGGGAGUGGCGGCCAACGUGACGGUGACGGUGAGGAUCUUGACCCCAGAGGCCCUAGCCCACGCUGCACCCCUCGUUCUCACGCCCAUCACGCCCACGGACCUCACCCGGGGCUGGUUUCCCACGGAGGGCGGUGGCUUACUGGGAUCCCUCCUAAAGACGGUGCAAGAGAUGGUGGGCGCGCUGGACUACUCUAUACAGGUGGUCAGCGUGUACGACGGCUGCAGCGACCUCUCCACCACGUCCCACCUCACGCCACAGCGCACGCCGUUAUCCAAGCCUGCUACGCUCGAGUCCUCCACCCCUGCCUCCACCUGUGUGUGGCUCAGCGUGAAGGACACCCAAGGCGGAUACAUGAACUUGGUCAAGCUUCAGGGUCUUCUGGCACUUCAUACCCGCCAGCUGGAGGCUGCCAUGGGUGUGAGAGUGGCGGUGAAUGAUGCAGUGAUGCCAACUUCGUAUGGUACCCACGGGAGCCUAAGCCUAGAAGAUCAUGACGAUGGUGUAAAGCUGGGACUGCAUUCUGUUCCCUCCCUGGCCUCUACUGGUCUCCCACUGCAGGUGGUGGACACAAACGCCACUUCUCUCGUCACUCCACGCCUCACCCGCGCCCACUCCUGCCUCGACUACGCCCAGAACUCAGAAACCUGCACGCCCACCUCCUGCCUCAAUGGUGGCCGCUGUGUCAGAACUGAAGAGGGUGUCUACAGGUGUGUGUGUCCCGAGGGUGCGGAGGGACCUCAGUGCAAGGUGCUGGGCCGCAGUUUUGGGGACUCGGGAUGGGCGUGGCUGCACCCUCUUCCCCCGUGCCUCCCUGUCACCCUGUCCUUGCGUGUCCUCACCCGCCGUCCAAAUGGCCUCCUCCUUUACGCAGGACCAUUGGCACCCACGCCACCCCAAGCCAAGCCUGCUCCCAUGCUCGCUCUACAGCUGGUGGAUGGCCGACCCCAGGCACUGCUGGAGGGUGGCGAGGGUCCCCUCAAGCUGCAGGUGAACAGCUCCCUGAGUGACGGUCUCUGGCACUCCCUGCACCUGUCCGUUGACCACCAGAGUGUGGUGAUGAUGGUGGACCAGUGUGGAAAGGGCUGGACAGACCAAGAGCAGAAUGAUGUUAGCUGCCUGGUGCGGGCACGCUGGAGGGCAUCCAAGGGAAACGAUGUCUGGGUAGGAUCCGCGCCGCUGCAGGUGGGCGGCCUGGCUCAAGCGCCGCCACGCCCUGAGGACCACGGUUGGCGCGAGGCUCCCACCCACCACCACCUGACUGGCUGCCUCUCUCGCUUCACCAUCAACACACAGGUCAUGGAUCUGGGCGAGGUGGCCAACAGUUAUGACAGUGUGACAAGCUGCCCUCUCCAAGACACUGCUUGUCCUCAAUAUUGUGGCCUGCGAGGACGGUGUGUGGGCGGCCUGCAGCGCCCUCGGUGUGAGUGUGACCCAGGUUGGACAGGGUCUGGCUGUUCCACGCCCACUGUUCCUGCUCGCUUCAAAGCGUCAUCGUACCUGAAAGUAGCCUUGUCCUUCUCGCCUGAUCCGUGGACUGUGCGCGUCCAGGUUCGGCUGAGGCUGCGCGGUGCCCGCUCUGGUAUGGUGAUACAGCUGGCUGCCCGCCACCGCGCAGCCCAUCUCACACUCCACUUGCAGGCGGGGGUACCGUGCGCAACAGUGUCAGGGGCAGGAUGGGCGGCGCAACGAGUGUGCGUGGAGCGGCGCCCUCUUGGGGACGGCACCUGGCAUACCGUGGCGGUGGAGCGGCACGGCCACAAUCUGCUGGUGAGUGUGGAUGACGGCGACGGCUGGCGGCGCAAUGAAACCCUGGCGUCCCUGACAAUCCCCGGAGUGGAGGGGCCGCCGCCUCCUUUGACGGUGGACAAACACAAUGGUGUGACGGUGGGCGGCUUACCGGAGUUCACGACUGUGGACUUGGUGACCGUGCAUGACGACUUGCAAGACACAUGUCUGGAUGACCUGCGGGUGUCGGACUGGCCGCUGCCACUGCCCCCUGCUUUGAACGGCACUCCCUGGGGGCAGGUGACCACUGCAGACAGCCUUGCCCACGGGUGUCACCCUCAAGAAGAUCCCUGUGCAAACUCCAGAUGUGUGGCGCCACUGUCCUGCAGCGCCUCCUGGGACCAGCCACGUUGCAGUUGUGGUAUAGGCAGACAGCUGUUGGGAGCCACGUGUGAAGAUAUGAACGAGUGUUUAUGGCAGCCAUGUCUACACGGUGGAUCCUGCCAAAACCUGCAGCCUGGAUUCCUGUGUGUGUGCAAGCCAGGCUACCUAGGUGACCACUGUCAAUGGGUUGCCUCACCUCAAGACAACCAUCCGCUGGCACUUCCUGUCAUCAUGGCGGUGCUCGUCCUCUCCAUCUUGUCUCUGGCAGUGAUCAGUGUAGUGUUGUCACUUGGGCUGCGUCGGUUUAGGCGGGGAAGAGAGAACCUUGCGGAACCAUGUGGCCAAGGCUGCAGUGGCAUCGUGACGGCUGAGAAAAGCGAAGCAGGGUCGGAUGGGAUCCAAUUGGAGCUGAUAAACCUGAAAUCAUCAAAAGUUUUAUCAAACCAUAUGGAAAAUAGUUUGAUGUCGGGAAGAAGAGGCGGAGGCAGUGACGUCAGUAGCAGCAGUGCAGUGAUAGUCAGGGACUCUCGUGGACCAUCUUCUCUACUCGACCCAGCAUCAUUCCUGCCUGCGGAGCAAUUCAUAGCCUGCAGUGUUCACGAAGGAGGCUCCUGCGUCUAUACUCCUUCAUACCAAGAGACAGAGACAGUCUUUCCUUGUACUGGCAAUGGUACUUGCCGGGAUAUGGUAAAUCUUUCACAAGCAGUGGAUCUUCACGAGAUGCCGUUUCGCACACUUGCCAACCCUCAACGGAGCCCAACUCCAUCAAGACGGGGGUGUAGUGUCGGGACAUCCAGCCACUGCCAGCAAAGUGAUGCCCAGCCUUGCAGAUCAUAAAAGCAUUCAAAGUCUUUAUAUCGAGGCGGGAGAAGAUAAGAUCGAACUCGUGUCAGGAAUAUCAUGGUGACUUACUGUUUCCGUAUCAUCAGUCAGGGUAUGAAUGAUUAUCAAGACCCAUGUGAUUUUCGAUCGGUCUCGACUGUUCUGACAAUACACAGGGAAGAAUGACCUUGGAGAAGAAUGAACAGCAGCAGCAGUCUCGUUUAUCUCUUAUUCUCCCACUGUCCUUCAUUCUUUCAUCAUGAUUUUCAUAAAGGAGACACACCCUCGUGGCGUUGCAGUCCUGACGACCUCCUAUGGCAUCCUGAGAUGCAUUAUUUUAUUUCUUAUUACUUCCCCAAUCUUCCUUACUUUUCAACCUGGUGAAGGGAAUCUUUCAUGAUGCUGAAGUCCUUAUGCCCUCUUUGAAUAAUACACCGAAGCUCAAACUGGAUCCUACCUAAGGUGCUCCAGUCCACGUGUGCCAAUUGUACUGAUCACUACUAGUCUGUGUUCGCCACGCACUUCUUUACGGACUGAAUUGUGUCGUGGUAACUGUAAUGUGAACUCAACGGUUGGUGAGAAACAUUGCGAUUUCAAGCACUGAAUGACUCUGUGUACCUGUACUAACUUGACUUGGUCCUCAAUAAAAUCGUCAUUUUAGUC
Molecule: messenger RNA, 7098 nt
Organism: Portunus trituberculatus (swimming crab)
Lineage: Eukaryota; Metazoa; Arthropoda; Malacostraca; Decapoda; Portunidae
Product: putative neural-cadherin 2
Exons: 26
Coding region: 490-6450 (1986 amino acids)
Biological process (GO): homophilic cell-cell adhesion
Cellular component (GO): catenin complex; plasma membrane
Molecular function (GO): calcium ion binding; cadherin binding
Source: RefSeq, a predicted model, not a curated record